Messenger RNA from Metarhizium brunneum ARSEF 3297, 738 nucleotides. It is a transcript of the gene lepI, whose product is annotated as O-methyltransferase lepI. The record is from RefSeq and is a predicted model, not a curated record. Gene Ontology annotation, molecular function: O-methyltransferase activity. Lineage: Eukaryota; Fungi; Ascomycota; Sordariomycetes; Hypocreales; Clavicipitaceae.
AUGCCUGACUUCCUUGAAAAGCAUUCCUACAGUGAGGUAAACGAUGUUACAAAGGGCAUAUUUCAGGACGCCUUCACAACGAGCCUCUCCUGCUAUGAGUAUCUGGCUCAGAAUUCGAAACUCCAAGGAUAUAUGCAAGAAGCAAUGAGCCUCCAAAAGCCAGAGGGCGAUUGGGCGUCAGCUUUGCAUAUAGACGAAGCAGUUCAGAGCUGGAGCAUCUCAGAACCCACUCGUAUUUUGUUUGUCGACAUUGGCGGUGGCCUUGGCCACCAAUGCAUCCGAAUGCGAGAGACAUAUCCAGAUAUCGCUGGCCGGGUAAUCCUGCAAGACAUGCCCAUCACCAUCGGACGACUACCCAAGCCGAUGCCUCAUGGAAUUGAAGCUAUGGAGCAUAAUUUUGACAACCUUCAGCCCAUCAAAAAUGCCAAGUUCUACUAUGUGCGAAACGUUCUCCAUGGCUUACCAGACAGCAACUGCAUCUCCAUGUUGAAGAAGAUUGCACCAUCUAUGAAUGCGGAAUCCGUGCUCGUUAUUGACGAUAUUGUUAUCCCAGAUAUUGGAGCUCGCAGUCAGGCAUGUCAACUGGAUUUCAUAAUGAUGGCUUCAAUCGCGGGCAUGAAGCGAACGCGACAGCAAUGGCAUACUCUUCUCAAGGCUGCGGGGUUUAACGUCAUGGAGAUUCGAACUUAUAGCGAGCCAUUGCAGGACUCCUUAAUCCUUGCGUCACUGGCUUGUUAA